AUGCGCGCUUUCACGUUAAUCACUUCUGCGUCUCUCGCCGCGGUAGCCAGCGCUGCCAUUGCUCCGCGCUCUGUAUCCACCGUCUUCCAGACGUACGGAGAAUGCCAAAGCCUCAUUAAGACGACAGUGCCGCACACUGUCGCGGCGACAACUACGACCGUGACGACCACUAACCCGGGAACGACCACCGUGAGCAGGUACCCGGCCAACGCGGCGCUCGCCCCGGAGAUCACUCCCGCGCCCGAGGCCAAGCGCGCAGAGCUCUCAGAGCGCGAUCUCACCAUCAUCUACUCUUGGAUCUGCACUGGGACCGAGACUGAGACGUACACCUAUUUCUCGGAUAUCACGACUCCCGGAACGGCGACGGCGACGGCCACCGAAUGGGCUCAUACGUCGACAUAUACGCUUUGCAUUCCGGGCCAUGUGUGCGGCUGA
Peniophora sp. CBMAI 1063 is the source of this 435-nucleotide messenger RNA. NCBI's taxonomy places the organism in Eukaryota, Fungi, Basidiomycota, Agaricomycetes, Russulales, Peniophoraceae. The record is from the annotation of a GenBank genome assembly.